Molecule: messenger RNA, 962 nt
Organism: Procambarus clarkii (red swamp crayfish)
Lineage: Eukaryota; Metazoa; Arthropoda; Malacostraca; Decapoda; Cambaridae
Molecular function (GO): structural constituent of cuticle
Source: RefSeq, a predicted model, not a curated record
AGACCUUGGGCUAGCGUAAGCAAUAUCAUCCAGGUGUUGGUUGGAGGACAGAGGUGGGGCCAGCGGGUAUAUAAGGCACAGCGGGUGUGGUCAGAAACACACAACUCGACUCUCCUCCAGCACAGACAAUCCUCGCCAGCAGUUAUGAAGUUCUUGAUUUUGGUCUCAGCAUUGUUGGCAGCGGCGAGCGCCCUCCCCACCUACUCCAACCCGGGGUGGGUGGUCCCUGCUGGUAGCAUCGGCCUCUCUGGUAUUGUGCGCAGAGAUGGCACCAUCGAAGGCUUCACAGGCGACUUCACCCGUGACAUUGUGGCCAUCGGACCCUCUGGGAUCGUGACCAAGUCUGGAGCUAAUGUGCAGCUCGACAGUAACCUCCACAGGGUGAGGCGAGCUUAUUAUGCUGGAUUUACUCGUCCUGAGGGCAGCGUUGGCUACUCGGGUAUUGUGCGAGCUGAUGGCACCGUCGACGCCUUCUCAGGGGACUUCUCCCAUGAUAUUGUCGCCAUCGGAGCAUCCGGUAUCGUGACUAAGUCUGGCAAGAACGUCCAGUUGACAUCGGGUCUGUACCGCGUCUAGUGACAUAUUACUGGACACUUCGACAUGCUCACCUCCUGGAUCUGAACGGACCCGCUGGAAUAGUCCUCUCCGACGGACACCUCCUCCAGAAGCCUUCAGAAUAUUAGACCCGAUCACAGCGCUCCAGAUGACCUUCCCUUCCCGUCUUGCAGUCGUUGAGGUGCUCCUCUCCAAGAAUCAUACUUUUCUGUGUAAAUGUUUCCUUUACUCUAUUUGAUCACAAUAUGUUCACAUUGUUCAUAAACACCUUAAUAUCUUCUUCACGCCAUCGCCAUAUAUUUGGUGUCUCUAUAAAACAUAUUUUCUUGUCUUAAGAAAGAAAAUACAGAAAAAUCAUGACAAUGUAGAUGAAAUAUUUUCUGGGAAAUAAACAGAUGAAAUGUAAA